AUUUGACAAGAGCACGUGGAAGCGACCGUUGUUCUUCUGGUUUUACGGCAAGAGCGACGAUGCAUGUUCAUCCUGCAACCGUCUUCGCUGGGCUUCUGGCGGCAGCAACUGCUGUUUCCGGGUCAAGCGCUCACAACAACAGCGCUGUCUACAAGGCUUUGUAUGCUGCUCACUCGAGUUCAACUCCGGUCUUCCAAAAUGUGUCUGGUCAAUCGGUUAACCCCUUGGUCCGCGCGCUUCAAGACUUAAUCAAAGAUGUUCGUUCCCUUGUGAAGAGGGAUGAGCUCCCUGUAGGCACUUGUGCGCCAGGUACUCCUUGUGUCAAUGGUGCUUGCUGCAGUAAGAAAGGAAUCUGUGGGUUCUCGCCCGACGAGUGUGGCAAAGACACUUGCAUUUCGGACUGUGAUGCAAAGGCCGAAUGCGGACAGUACGCCCUACCAGAGUCUGCAACGUGCCCUCUGAAUGCUUGCUGCUCCAAGUAUGGUUUCUGUGGAACGACUGAGGAAUUUUGUCGGACUGGCUGCCAGAAGGGAUACGGUGGCUGCGGCUCCGUGGAAGAGCCAUCCUGCGGCGGUCAAAGUAUGUCGCGAACGAUCGGAUACUAUGAGGGCUGGUCAUCCACGCGGAAAUGCGACAAGCGCCAACCGUCGGACAUCGAUAUUAUGUCCUUGACACACCUCAAUUUUGCAUUUGCAUUCUUCCAUCCGACAACUUUCCAGAUACUUCCAAUGAGCGCAAAUGACGAAACCCUUUACCCUCAGCUUACAGGUCUCAAAUCCAAGAAGCCGUCACUGAAGACAUGGAUUGCUGUGGGCGGCUGGAGCUUCAACGACGCCACCAACUCCCCAAACACCCAGACAGCCUUUAGCGACAUGGCGCGUAGUGCGGCGAAUCGCCAAACCUUUAUUAACUCGCUUGUCAAUUUCAUGCAGACCUGGGGCUUCGACGGCGUUGACCUUGACUGGGAGUAUCCUGGAGCCGAUGAUCGUGGUGGUAUCCCUGACGACACGGCUAACUUUGUCGAGCUGCUUCGAGACAUGCAGAAUGCUUUUAAGGGAAGGUACGGCAUUAGUGUCACUCUACCAGCAUCCUACUGGUAUCUACGAUGGUUUGACCUGCAGGGCAUGCAGGAGCACCUUGACUUCUUCAACAUCAUGACAUAUGAUAUCCACGGGGUGUGGGACGCCUCUAACAAAAACACCGGCCCUUAUGUCCGCCCCCAUACCAAUAUCACUGAAAUCAAGUUAGGUCUUGAUCUCUUAUGGAGAAACGAUGUGGAUCCGUCUCGGGUGAACUUUGGGCUUGGGUGGUACGGCCGUUCAUUUACGCUCAAGGAUCCAAGCUGCAACCAGCCCAAUUGCAUCUUUAGCUACGGCGGUAAACCUGGGGAGUGUACUAAUUCAUCAGGGACACUUUCUAAUUCCGAGAUCCGGCGUAUUAUUACCAAGAACCACCUUACUUCAACUCUUGACGCUGAAGCCGCUGUCAAGUGGUUUUCCUGGGAUAGCGAUCAGUGGGUCUCAUACGACGACGGGGAGACGAUCCAGAUGAAGAUAGCAGAAGCUAACAGACUAUGUCUUGGUGGCGUGCUGAUCUGGGCAGUGGACCUUGAUGACUUGGACCAUAGCAGUUCAAACGAUAUGAUGGGUAUAGGACCAUCAAAUGGUGUUUCUCCUGCCGAUGCAAAGACAUUCAGGGAACAAAAGGGAUCAAUAGAGCGGGCUGCUACAAUUGCUAACUCUUGCUACUGGACAUUCUGCGGAAACCAAUGUGCUGAGCGCUAUACCUCGCACGCGUAUGCUAAAGGGCAGGUUCCGAACAUCGAGGGCGACGAGUCAUGCAGAGAUGGCACUGUUCGCACGUUAUGUUGUGCGCCUGGGAUAACCACUGGGACUUGCUCAUGGUAUGGCUGGAAUGGAGUGGGCAUGGCCUGCUCGACCGGAUAUUGUCCCAGCGGCACAGAGUUGAUUGCGAUGAACACCAAUUCAUACGAAGAGGACACGGAUUUGCGCAUCAACAAUAACCUCACCUGCACCGGUGGAGCGCAGUCGUACUGCUGCUCUGGAUUCGUGCCCUCCCAGCUCGCCAACACCGACGGUCUAUCGUUGCUAGGCGACUAUCGCCCAGUAGAUGAAGACCAGAAGGAGUUCAGUAUGAGAAGCGAACCCAGUAAAUUAGGGGCGAUUUGCCAGACUUUCCUGCUAGCCAGCGUAAUAGCUUUUCUCUCGACGUGUUUGGCAUAUUUGGAGAAAGUUUAAUAGCAGGCCUGGCUGUGAUCGCCUGUCUCAUUAAGGUAUUUAAUACCUUCUUUCACGGCGGCGAGUCUUGUAACUCCUAAAGUGACGUGGAGGGCAGCAAGUUUUAUGGCUUCCAAGAUGAUAUUAUGAAUUGACUCGGCCAGGGGCCUGCCGGAAUCGGCAGGCAAAAGCCCACGCAACCCAAUCACACACCGAGCAAACCGAAGGGAAAAUUUGGCCGCUAUCAGCAGGUCGUGUAUAAGAAAGGUACUGAGGAUUGCCAAGUCACUUACACUUGUGAAUAUGGGCUCGGCUUCGACGAGGUAAGGGCUCCCAAUGUAAGUUGAAGAUGAAAAUUGGGAACAGCUCCAGUAUACUAACCUUGAUUUCU
Molecule: messenger RNA, 2628 nt
Organism: Aspergillus steynii IBT 23096
Lineage: Eukaryota; Fungi; Ascomycota; Eurotiomycetes; Eurotiales; Aspergillaceae
Product: killer toxin alpha/beta
Exons: 11
Coding region: 60-2258 (732 amino acids)
Biological process (GO): carbohydrate metabolic process
Molecular function (GO): hydrolase activity, hydrolyzing O-glycosyl compounds; chitin binding
Source: RefSeq, a predicted model, not a curated record